GAUGAUUUCUCUAGCUUCCUCCUGCUGAGUGGGUGUUAGGUGGUGAGAAUUGGAGGAGCCAGGGAACUCUGGCUCUAACCCUCACCCCACUCCAGCGCUCGCCAACGAAUGGCCUCACUACCCUUUUCAAAGUCUUGAUGCCUGUUCAUUAAAGCUCGUACUGGGUGAUCAGCGUCAGUGUUAAAGCUGAGCAGUAGACUAGGGGCUGCGCGGACCCCCACGCCGUGUUGAGCUGAUGUCACGACUGCCGCAGAUAAUUGUGUGGAAGAGAUACAGCGACUUUAAGAAACUGCACAAAGAACUAUGGCAAAUCCACAGAAACUUAUUCCGGCACUCAGAGCUGUUCCCUCCGUUUGCUAAGGGGAUAGUGUUUGGGCGAUUUGACAAAACCGUUAUUGAAGAGAGACGCCAGUGUGCUGAAGACCUGCUCCAGUUCUCUGCCAACAUCCCUGCCCUGUACAACAGCAAGCAGCUCGAAGACUUCUUCAAGGGUGGGAUAGUUAAUGAUGGCUCCGCGUUAAUUGGCCCUGCUGACGAGUACCCAGAUUCCCUGCCUGAUACGCUUCCCGAGUGUGGUGCAGAAGGCUUCUCCAGCGACAGCGACCUCACGUCCCUCACAGUUGACGCGGACUCCGGGGCAGAGGUAGACGAUGGAAUGGCUUCCUGGCAGGGUUCCCCCGGUAGAACUGUGGGUCUGAGUCUGUCUGCGGAUUCUUCAGCCGCAGGGCCUGGUGCUUCUGACAGCAAAGCCAGUCGAGCCGAAGACCGGGAGAGCCGGAGCCUCUUCCCCAGCAGCUUGAAGCCGAGGCUGGGCAGGAGAGACUACCUGGAGAGAGCGGGGCAGCUCAUCAAGCUGGCCGUGAAGAAGGAGGAGGAGGACGACUAUGAAGCCGCCUCUGACUUCUACAGGAAGGGCGUCGACCUGCUCCUCGAAGGCGUGCAAGGAGAGUCAAGCCCCACGCGCCGGGAGGCUGUGAAGAGGAGGACGGCCGAGUACCUCAUGCGUGCAGAGAGCAUCUCCAGCCUCCGGGCCUCGCCUCGGCUCGACAGCGGACUGCAGCCUCCAGGAUCACUAAGUUCAAGGCCCCCUUGGAACCUAAGGAGCCCCGCCGAGGAGCUGAAGGCCUUCAGAGUCCUUGGGGUGAUUGACAAGGUUUUACUUGUAAUGGACACAAGGACAGAACAGACCUUCAUUUUAAAAGGUCUAAGGAAAAGCAGCGAGUGCAGCAGGAGCAGGAAGACCAUCAUCCCCCGCUGUGUGCCCAACAUGGUGUGUCUGCACAAGUACAUCAUCUCGGAGGAGUCCGUGUUCCUUGUGCUGCAGCAUGCCGAAGGUGGCAAACUCUGGUCAUAUAUCAGUAAAUUUCUCAACAGAAGUUCGCAAGAAAGCUUUGACGUCAAGGAAACGAAACCCCGCGUGCCUCACCGCGUUUACCUGCAGCAGCCAAGCGCCAGCCCUCCGGACAGCAGCAGCUUCGAGUCCAGAGGGAGCGACAUGGGGGGCAUGCUGCAGGUCCUGCCGGUGAAGACCAGUCUCACUCCAAGUUCUCAGGAGGACAGCAACCAGGAAGACGAUGGCCAGGACAGCUCUCCCCGGUGGCCGGACUCGGGCUCCAGUUCGGAGGAGGAGUGCACCGCCGGCUACCUGACGCUGUGCAACGAGUACGGGCAGGAAAAGAUAGACCUGGGGUCUCUGAACGAGGAGCCCAUCGCGCUGCCUGGAGGAGGGGCGAGCGCCGACACCCAGGCUGCUCUGAGUCCCCUUGCUGGUGACAGGCCGAGCCCUAGCCGGCAGCUCAAGUUCUCCCCUGGAGACGAGGACCCCGAAGCAGCUUGUUUCCCUCAGACAUCCGAUUCCCUCACCAUGUCGAAAAACAGCCCGAUGGAGUUCUUUAGAAUCGACAGUAAGGACAGCACAAGCGAACUCCUGGGGCUGGAUUUUGGCGAGAAAUUGCACGGUCUGAAACCAGAGCCCUUGAGAGCGCUCCUGACCCUGGCGGAUGGAGAGGGGGGGGCGGAAGAAGCGCAGGACUCCAUCAGCAGGGGCUCAGAUGACUCCGUCCCCGUCAUUUCGUUCAAAGAAGCAGCCUUUGAGGGCGUCUGCGGUGCAGAGGAAGGAAGGCCCGACCUGCUGGUGAACCUUCCCGGUGAGCCGCAGCCGACCAAAGAGGCCUCAGCAGCCGACCCCGCCAAGUUCGCCCAGGCCAGCACAGGCAGGCUGGAGAGCAAGCUGUUUGAAGCCCCGGAUGUGCUAUGCCUCCGGCUGAGUUCCGAACAGUGCCACGGCCCGGGAAAAGAAGACCCGGAGGAACCGGAUGACCCCGCUGGCUCCCUGCCCUGUGGCGUGACUCCAAAGCACCAGGUUCAGGCAGGUCCCGGGGUGUUAGGCACGGCUGUUGAUGACAGCAGCGCAGGAGGCCACUUUCUGUGGCCCAGGUCGGAUCCCGAGUCGGAAGGGCUGGGGCGCGCUGAGGCCGCGGUCACCGCACGUGACGCGGGAGAAAGCCCGCCCCACGCUUCUAGUGCACACUCGGGUGCUAAGGGACGCGGUGCACACGCAGACACUGCCGCAGUGGAGGAGGUGUUACUGUUCACAGAGCAGGCCAAAGAGGAACCGAGCCCUCUAUUUCAGAGAGACUCUGAGACCAAGGAGCAAAGUGUGCUCGCCCUGGGAGGAGAGAAGGAAAUCCAUCAGAUCUUUGAGGACCUUGAUAAGAAAUUAGCAGCGAGCUCCAGGUUCCUCAUCCCGGAGGGCUGCGUUCAGAGAUGGGCAGCUGAAAUGGUGGUAGCCCUUGAUGCCCUGCACAGAGAGGGGAUUGUGUGCCGCGAUCUGAACCCAAACAACAUCUUAUUGAAUGAUGGAGGACACAUUCAGCUAACGUAUUUUAGCAGGUGGAGUGAGGUUGAAGAUUCCUGUGACAGCGAUGCCAUAGCGAGAAUGUACUGUGCCCCAGAGGUUGGAGCAGUCACAGAAGAAACUGCAGCUUGUGAUUGGUGGAGCCUGGGUGCUGUCCUCUUCGAACUUCUCACUGGCAAGACCCUGGUGGAGUGCCACCCAGCAGGAAUAAACACCCACACUACUUUGAACAUGCCAGGCUGUGUUUCUGAAGAGGCUCGCUCACUCAUUCAACAGCUCUUGCAGUUCAACCCUCUGGAGCGUCUGGGUGCCGGAGUGGCUGGUGUUGAAGACAUCAAAUCUCACCCGUUUUUCACGCCGGUGGACUGGGCAGAGCUGACAAGAUGAGCGUCAUGUGGCGUGUUCUUCAGGAGACAGAGCCCCUCGUGACAGAGCUCCAGGAGUGUCUAGGCUUCCGUCACCCUUUAGCUGGUGCGCCAGAGCCUUGGGACGAGGCCUUAGAGGAGGUGAUGGGGCAGGGGGCUAACAGACCCCCUUCCACCUGCUGACUGGACGCGAGACUGGUGACCAUCGCCAGCAGCUGCAUUGCCCUCGCCCUCCCCGAGACGUGACGUAACUCGCCUUCAGGGGUUCUGGCGUGUUGCAGACAUGAAUGAGAGGAGGCUGUAAGUGUGGGAGGGAGGGAGAUUUACUUGAGUGAAGGACCUUUUGGUGGCAGCUAAUGGUGCUUCUGCUAUACAAGACUGGUUUACACGAUUAAGUUGAUAUUUGCUGAGUAACACACUAAAUACGCUCUGUGAACAGUGUCCCCCACGGCUGACAGCGUGGAGAGGAACGCCCAGUGCUGCGCAGGGCCAGGCUAGCUGAGGAAAAACACUCUUGCCAGCUUCGGACUUGCUGGUGGAUGCUGCUAACGCUCGUGGGAACACGCCUGUCCCCCAGCUCGCCUCUCCCCUGCUCCACGUCCUGCAUUCUCCGCUCAUCCUCCUGGAUUCCGCUUUAUUCUUCUGUCAACACACAAGCAACAAAAAGGGAAGGGGUGCUUAUUCCCCCAAACUGUCAGUGUAACGAGACUAAGAAAUCAUGAUGUAAAAUAAAUGUGGUUGAAACUUG
This is a messenger RNA of Mesocricetus auratus (golden hamster), 3970 nucleotides long. It is a transcript of the gene Rps6kc1, whose product is annotated as ribosomal protein S6 kinase C1. The transcript has 14 exons. Gene Ontology annotation, cellular component: early endosome. Gene Ontology annotation, molecular function: phosphatidylinositol binding; protein kinase activity; ATP binding. Gene Ontology annotation, biological process: protein phosphorylation. The record is from RefSeq and is a predicted model, not a curated record. Lineage: Eukaryota; Metazoa; Chordata; Mammalia; Rodentia; Cricetidae. Bases 236 to 3244 code for a protein of 1002 amino acids.